This is a messenger RNA of Aspergillus versicolor CBS 583.65, 2724 nucleotides long. It is a transcript of the gene xlnR, whose product is annotated as putative C6 transcription factor. The transcript has 3 exons. The coding region runs from base 1 to 2724 and encodes 907 amino acids. Gene Ontology annotation, molecular function: DNA-binding transcription factor activity, RNA polymerase II-specific; zinc ion binding; DNA binding. The record is from RefSeq and is a predicted model, not a curated record. Gene Ontology annotation, biological process: DNA-templated transcription; regulation of DNA-templated transcription. NCBI's taxonomy places the organism in Eukaryota, Fungi, Ascomycota, Eurotiomycetes, Eurotiales, Aspergillaceae.
AUGACCCAAUCUCAGACAGUGGGGCUGGACACGCUCGCCGAGGGCUCGCAAUACGUGCUGGAACAAUUGCAGCUGUCGCGAGAAGGUGGUAACAUCGACAGCAAUACCUCCGAUUCUUUGCGACAUUCUCUGUCUAGACCCAAGGAUCAACUCUACGGCGAUAGCAACUCCGCCUACAAACCUUCGUCUGUUCGUGACUCGCUCGCUGAAGCCCGGUCCAUGAUUCGCAAAAACUCUGUUUCGGGCCCCGUCCGGCGGAGGAUAAGUCGAGCUUGUGAUCAAUGUAACCAGCUCCGGACCAAAUGCGACGGCCAGAACCCGUGCGCCCAUUGUAUAGAAUUCGGGCUGACAUGCGAAUACGCUCGUGAACGCAAGAAACGCGGGAAAGCUUCGAAAAAGGACCUGGCUGCGGCGGCAGCUGCAGCAGGACUUGGACACCAAGGAAACGGUAGCGCAGGCAGGGAUAUGCCGUCGCCUUCUGAUAGACGCAUGUCACAGGAAGCCAGCGGCCGGUACGACUCGGCCCUCGAUGCGCCGCGUGUUCAAUCGCAAAUACCCACAAACGGUCUGGCCGGUAUUCAGAACACUCAAUCGGCACAUUCGCAACCACCGCUGGGAUCUGCUCUUGAUGCAUUACACUUGAACCAGUUCACCCAUAUGAACGAGCACAGUCGCUCCCAGAUGCCCCUCUCAGAUCUCCGCUCGUUACAGAUCCUCCAUAAUAAUCCUCGCUCUCCUCAAUCUGCCCUUCCCCCACACGGUUUAAAUGCGACGUAUAACGACAGCACCUUUUCAUUAUUGAACUCCCAAGAGGCGCAUUCAACCUCGCUCAACCAUUUCCGCUUGGGAAAUUCAACAGACAACCAGCCUGCUCAGUUCCUGGGUCUUUCACCCCCGGCGCAAUCCCCAGGAUGGCUUCCGCUACCGUCACCGUCUCCUGCCAAUUUUCCUUCGUUUCCUAUGGCAUCGCUCUCCGGAACAAGUUUACGUUACCCCGUUCUUCAGCCAGUCCUUCCUCAUAUAGCCUCAAUUAUACCCCAGUCCCUUGCCUGUGAUCUUCUCGACCUUUAUUUCACAAGUUUAUCCUCGUCACAUCUCUCCCCCCAAUCUCCUUACGUCGUUGGCUACAUCUUCCGCAAGCAGUCGUUUCUCCAUCCGACCAAGCCGCGUGUCUGCUCCCCUGGCCUGUUAGCGAGUAUGCUAUGGGUAGGGGCGCAAACAAGCGAUGCUCCGUUUUUGACUUCCCCUCCAUCGGCACGCGGCCGAGUAUGUCAGAAGCUUCUGGAGUUGACAAUAGGGCUUCUGCGGCCAUUGAUACACGGACCUGCCCUGGGCGAGGCUUCUCCGAAUUAUGCAGCAAACAUGGUUAUCAACGGGGUAGCACUUGGUGGUUUUGGAGUAUCGAUGGACCAGCUUGGGGCCCAAAGCAGUGCAACAGGCGCGGUAGAUGACGUUGCGACGUACGUUCACCUCGCGACGGUUGUUUCCGCCAGCGAAUACAAAGCAGCAAGUAUGCGUUGGUGGACGGCCGCCUGGUCACUGGCCCGAGAGCUGAAACUUGGCCGCGAGCUGCCUCCAAACGCGUCUCAAUCGGCUCAAGACGGGGAGCGAGAGAACGAAGGUGAUGACCCGUCGAAGCGAAAUACCUCGUCAAUGCUUUCUGCACAUGGCCCCGGUAACUCGAAUGUCAAUGUAACGGAGGAAGAACGGGAAGAGCGCCGGCGUCUUUGGUGGCUUUUGUACGCCACUGACCGUCAUUUGUCAUUGUGUUAUAACCGGCCGCUCACGUUGCUGGAUAAAGAGUGCGCGCAACUCUUGCAGCCGAUGAAUGAUGAUUUAUGGCAAGCUGGCGACUUUCCGUCCGCUACGUAUCGUGCGGUUGGUCCGCCAAUUGAGUGUUCUGGUCAUAGCAUGUUUGGCUAUUUCUUGCCAUUGAUGGCCAUACUAGGAGGCAUUAUCGAUUUACACCAGGCUAAGGAGCACCCGAGAUACGGACCUGCCUUCCGCAGCGGAACCGAAUGGGACCAGCAUACCAUGGCGCUUUCUCAACAGCUUGACGCCUACGGCCAGAGCUUGAAAGACUUUGAAGCGCGUUAUACCAAUAGUUUGGCUCUUGCAGAAAACGAGCCUGUUGAGACCUCGCACUUGGACCAUGUGAGUCCAUCUGGCCGUUCGAGUAGUACGGUUGGAUCGCGCGUCAACGAGUCCAUUGUUCACACCAAAAUGGUCGUUGCGUAUGGGACCCAUAUCAUGCACGUUCUGUACAUUCUUUUGGCUGGAAAAUGGGACCCAAUCAACCUGCUAGAAGAUCAUGACAUGUGGAUCUCAUCAGAGUCGUUCCUCACCGCAAUGAGCCACGCAGUUGGUGCUGCCGAGGCCGCGGCUGACAUCCUCGAACACGACCCUGAUCUUAGUUUUAUGCCAUUUUUCUUCGGCAUUUAUCUCCUCCAAGGCAGCUUCUUACUGUUACUGGCUGCAGACAAGCUGCAAGGCGACGCAAACCCUAGCGUUGUCCGAGCAUGCGAGACCAUCGUUCGCGCCCACGAGGCUUGUGUCGUGACGCUGAACACUGAAUAUCAGCGAACAUUCCGCAAAGUGAUGCGCUCGGCCCUUGCCCAGGUUCGUGGCCGUAUCCCAGAGGACUUUGGCGAGCAGCAACAGCGCCGACGUGAGGUGCUCUCCCUUUACCGCUGGUCCGGUGAUGGCACAGGCCUCGCACUGUAG